This is a messenger RNA of Zootermopsis nevadensis, 1776 nucleotides long. The record is from RefSeq and is a predicted model, not a curated record. Lineage: Eukaryota; Metazoa; Arthropoda; Insecta; Blattodea; Termopsidae.
UUCGUCUUUGUGUUCGAAAUUUGUUGUUCGCUGUUGGUGUUAGUAAAAUUGUUGUAAAUGUUUGUGUGAAGGCAACAGGUUCAGGUAGUGCAGUUUGAUGAUACGGAGUUAUAUUUUCGUGCUUAGUGUUUCGAGGAGGUACAGAGUGAACCAUUAGGUGCGGUGCUUAUGAGUGUUUCCACAUACAAACCCCAGAGAGGUUAUACACUGUGAAAGUGUCAUAUUCUCAAAUUCCAACUUAAUUUUUGGUACCAAAAGGCCAUCAUGGAUAUAAUUAAAGUAGAGCCUGAUUCAGAUGAAGAGUCAGUCUCUCUGCCUUCACAGAGUGGAGAAGAGCCACUCAUUGAUAUAAAACAUGAAAUGGAACCUGUGCCAGAACCAUUUUGUGUAGUGAAGACUGAAGCAUACUGCUGUUGCAAGAUGCGAGUGUCACGUGUUCAAGCACAAGUGAAACCUGUCUGCCUGAUACCCACAGACACACACACAAUAGUAUCAGAUUUGAUGUGUUUGUUUUAGCAUUCUUUGAUGAACGUAAUCUCUUAAGCCAUGUCAUCAUGCUUUCCAGACACAAGAGACCACUUCAUACAAAGAUGAGUGUUGGGAUAAUGCUGCAGUCAAGGAAGAAAUGAAAGAUGAAGUGUCAGUAGAGGAACUUCAAGUGCGCACAGACAGUGUAGAGAGACUGACUGGUUCGCAAGGUUUCAUCUGUGGUCUGAGUUCUUCUGUGACACAAAUUGACAAUCAGCAGAAACAUGACGGAAAAUCUACAGAGGAGAGCAACUUGGUCAACACUUUUUUACAUGUGCAACUUGAUGGAAAAGUAGAAGAUGACUUUGAAACAAUGAAUACGAUGGACCCUUUAAGUACAGUAUGUAGUAAACAGUUUUCAGGAAACUGUUGCAUCCCAAAUUGUAUUCAUUCCCUUACAGAAGAGAAACCAUAUAAUUGUGAUGUUUGUAACAAGACAUUCUCAACCGAAGGGUCUUUCAAGAACCAUUUUCGCAGCCACACUGCCAAGAAGCCGUACGCUUGUGAUGUGUGCAGUAAGAAGUUUUCUGUUCGUAAAAUCCUCAAGAAUCAUUACCGUAUACACACUGGUGAGAAGCCUUUUGAAUGCAAUGUGUGUAAUGCAAAAUUCUCACGCAGCGCAAGUCUUCACAGGCAUCGUACAACACACAUGGAAAUUAAACAGUACAAAUGUGAUGUUUGUAACAAGAACUUUUCAAGGAAUGAUCAUUUGAAGAAACAUUAUCGCACUCAUACUGGAGUGAAGAUUUACAAAUGUGAAGUAUGCAAUAAACAUUUCUCACAGAAAGAAAAUCUUGUGAUACACAGUUUUAUCCAUACAGGUAAAAAACCUUACACUUGUGAAGUAUGUAAUAGAAGUUUUUCUCAGGGUGGACAUCUCAACGCGCACAAACUCAUACACACAGGGGAAAAGCCGUAUAAUUGUGAUGUAUGCAAUAAGAAAUUUCCAGUGCGAGAAAAACUGAGAAGGCAUUAUCGUAUUCACACGGGGGAGAAACCAUAUGAAUGUGUUGUAUGUGAACGAAGCUUCACAGAACUUGGCAACCUUAAGAGACAUCAUUCUCGUGUGCAUACUAGAGAAAUACCAGGUAGUGGAGAAGUGAUGUAGUGAAUAAUUUACACUUCAUGAACUUUGUUUUGUUGUAAAUAUUACCCGUGAGAUUUUGCUAGAAUGUGGCAAGUCAGUGUAUGGAAACUAGCUUAUUUUCUGUGUAUUUAUAUCAUCAGAUAAAAAUGCAUAAUGAGCUA